This is a messenger RNA of Nanorana parkeri, 1290 nucleotides long. RefSeq names its product putative neural-cadherin 2. The record is from RefSeq and is a predicted model, not a curated record. Gene Ontology annotation, molecular function: calcium ion binding. The transcript has 7 exons. NCBI's taxonomy places the organism in Eukaryota, Metazoa, Chordata, Amphibia, Anura, Dicroglossidae. The coding region runs from base 1 to 1290 and encodes 429 amino acids. Gene Ontology annotation, cellular component: membrane.
AUGACCGCGUUGUGUAUUUCUUGUCUCCUCUGUACAGCGUCCCGUUCCCCGGUGGAGGUUGGCAAGGUCUUCGCUCCAGAUGAAGAUGAUUGGGACAAUAAAACCUUCACGGCGGUCUCGGAAAUGCCUCCGCACUUUCUGUUGGACCCAAACACCGGGACACUGACCAUGUUGGGGAAUGCUGGUCAAGGAAUGUAUAACCUGGAAUUGAAGGUGUCCGAUGGCGUUUGGCCAGAUGUCACAGCCACCGUGAGAAUUCAUGUGAAGGAGAUCAAAAGUGACGCCAUCUUCAACUCCGCUUCCCUGAUAUUAACAAAUAUGACUGCAGAAGAGUUUAUCACAAAGGAUGAACAUGGAGUCAGUAAAGAGGACCGCCUGCGGAAGGUCCUGACAGAGGUGGUGCCGGCUCACCUGGAUAACGUCCAGUUCUUCAGUCUGUACAGUGAAGGAAGAGUGACGGAACUCAGGAUGGCUGUUCGGGAUUCCUCUUCUUACCACAAAGCAGACAAGUUGCGGAACUUGGUCAUUAAACACAAGGAAAAGAUCCAGGCAGCUGUUCAGACAGAAGUAUUCCCGGGGGACAGAGACUUCUGCCUGCGAGCCGUCUGCUUGAGGAGUGCAGGGUGCCCCGAACACAGCACGCUCCGAGACUCCCCGAAUCUGGUAGAUGGGGGCAACGCGUCCUUCGUGUCCGUCAUCCACGAUCUGGCUUCAGCGUGCAGGUGCCCACCGUCCGGCCGGGCUAGGCCUUCCUGUUCCUCUUUACCACGGAGCCCCUGUCUGCAUGGCGGCACCUGUGUGGACACCGCUAGUGGGUACAGGUGCCAGUGCCUGACGCAAUUCCGCGGACCACUCUGUCAGCUGACCCUCCGUACUUUCCAUGGUGAUGGAUACGCUUGGUUCCCGCCAAUCAAAUUCUGCUCUGAGGUCCGUCUAUCUUUGGAGUUCAUCAGUGACCAGUCGGAUGGGAGGCUGUUGUACCAUGGGCCUGUGUCCAACCAGGACGCAGAGGAUUCCUUGUCUGUUGACAUCGUGCGGGGUGUACCGAGGCUGAAGAUCCGACAAACUGGCGGCACCCUGAUAGCGCUCCAGUUACCGGAGACUGUGAACGUGACUGACAGCAUUUGGCAUCGACUAGACAUCAAGCUGAGGAACAAGGCCGCGAUAUUGACUCUGGACCACUGUAGUUCAGCCGUCAUUUCGGAGAAGGAGGGAGUCGGGAAGAGGUUAUUGUCGGAGGACCGUGCAAUGUGCGAAGCCCAAGGACUGAUGAUGCAAGAGUGGAGGUAA